Molecule: messenger RNA, 474 nt
Organism: Stylonychia lemnae
Lineage: Eukaryota; Ciliophora; Spirotrichea; Sporadotrichida; Oxytrichidae
Source: the annotation of a GenBank genome assembly
AUGGAUCUUAAGAAAGACUCAGAAAUUCAAUAACCUUUACUAAAAUAGGAAAAGAAUACUUAAUCAUCACUAGAUGAAACAAAGAAAAAUCUUCUCCCUGCCGAAUAUCAAUGGAUUUUGGAUGAUUAUAAGGAAGUUGACUAUUCUAAGGUAGAGGCUAGGAUUAAAAGCAUCCCAUUCAAUCUAAAGCGUGCUGGAGCAAAUAUUGAGGUCAAAGAAAUAUCAUUAAUUCUUCAUAAAAAUAUCAUGAUAGCAGAAUACCACAUCGAAUAGGAAGACUUAUAUGCUGAGGAAAAAUGUACAAUUGAUAUUCAUGACUUAAGCACUUACUAAAUCAUCAAAACAAUUGAGUUAGAAGAUGUAUUUGAAUAGAGCAGACUCUGUCACUAAAACUUCAAUGAUGUAGACUAUUGUUUCUAUUAAUAAGGUUAAUUUGUUUACUUAAUGAAGCUUGAUGAUUUUAUUGAAGAAUGA